UUAACUUUUAUUUUCUGUCAAAUUUAGCAUCUUACUUGGUUCCUAUUUUUAUGAUUUUCCUGUUUAGGUUAUGUUUUAUCAUUGUUUAAAUCCAUUACUAUUGCAAAAUUUUACAUCUAUAUUUUUUUGUAUUAUUCAGUUCGUUCUUAUAUUAUUAGUACUCGAUACACAUAAUUGUAAUUAUUUUGUGUACUUUUCUGUUAUAGUGACAAUGGCAGAAACAAAGAUCACUUUCAUUAGAGACUUGGACAAUAUGAAUGAUGAUUACACACUAAAAGUGUCUAUUAUCCGGCUGUGGAAAUCGCUUUCAGAUGACAACCCCACUAUUGUCAGAUCAAUUGAGAUGAUACUCAUGGAUGAAAUGUGUACAAAAAUCCGAGCAAGUGUGUAUCCAAGAGAUUUUCAAAGGUUUGAGUCCAAAUUGAAAGAAGAUCAAGCUGUUUACAUCCGGUCCCCCACUAUCGCUCCUAACAAAUACACUUUUAAAAUAAGUGAUGUAACCUCCAAGUUAAAUUUCCAUAGAAGAACAACUGUUAACGAGUGUCUACACUUUCAAUCCAAAACAAAAUAUGGAUUUUCUUUUGUUUCUUUUGAAACAAUUAUCUCUGCAACAGCUACAUCUAAUGAAUCAAUUGAUAUUAUUGGUGAAGUUGUUUCAUUAGGAAAGCUUGAUUCCCGUGAUGUCAGCAAAUCUCUACAUAGGCUGCCUUUACAAAUAAGAAACUUAGAAGGUUUGCAGGUUAAUGUUACGUUGUUUGGAGAUAUUGCAUACCAGUUAAUUUCUUAUCUUGAAGCUCAUAAAGAAGUUGGUCGUGUGAUUGUCCUUUUGCAAUUUGCAAGAAUUAAUGUCUAUAACGCAACACCUUCUGUGAACAGUUAUUUUGAACACACACGGAUGUUCAUAAAUGCUAAUAUUCCCGAAAUUGUUACAUUCACAGAUAGCUUGGUUGGAUUAAGAGGACUUCAAAACCCUUCUGCUUCUUUGACUGUUGAAAGCUCUAAAUCAUAUUCGGAAUUUGAUGACUUUUUGAAUAACUACAAAGUUAAAAAUGUUGUCGAUUUGAUAGAACCACAAGAGGUCGGCCAAUAUAUCAUUGUCGGGACCAUUUAUGGUAUUCGCCAAGAUAUUGAUUGGUAUUAUGAUGCGUGUACAAACUGUGGAAAGAAAGUUCAAACAGAAGAUUUGUUCAGUGGUGCAGAUAGUGGUGAUGCAAGUGUCGUUUUAAAAUGCAAUGGUGAUAAUUGUAAAAAUAAGACGAUCUCUUCUGUUCCAAGGUAUAAAAUACCUAUUCGUGUGCAAGAUGAUUCUGGAACAAUCACUCUAACUCUCUUCGAUAGAGAUGCUUAUAGAAUCGUCAAAAAACGCGCACGUGAUCUUAUAGAUAAAAUCAAACAGGCUGGGGAUAAUCCAAGAUUAUAUCCUUACGACCUCAAAUGUUUGGAGCAUAAAAAGAUGGCUUUUAAGAUAGAUGUUAACAGUUUUAAUGUAUCCAAUAACUACAAUCGGUUUGGGAUACUUGGCUAUACGGUUGAUAGUAACGUUAUCGAUGCUUUGGAAAAAAAGUUAGCUGUCGAGGCAGGUAGUCCUGCAAAUGCUGAUGAUACAGAAAUCGCAUCUCAUGAAGUAUCUCAAGAAACAAAGUCCUUAAAGGAUGCGAUAUCGCAAACAGGUGAUAAUUUGACCCCAACAUUGCCCGACAAAUUUGAAGCUACAAGUCCGUUCAAGUAUAAUUCCCCAACAACAGUAAAAAAACAAAAUGUUGGAGAUACCAUUGAUGUUGAUGAUUAUGAUAAUGUGAAUUCAUCCACCAAGGUCCCUCGAUUGAAUUCUAAAGUUGAUGGCAACACAGGUCUAUUAAUACCAAAGCUUCAAAAGUAA
This is a messenger RNA of Lactuca saligna, 1879 nucleotides long. The record is from the annotation of a GenBank genome assembly. NCBI's taxonomy places the organism in Eukaryota, Viridiplantae, Streptophyta, Magnoliopsida, Asterales, Asteraceae.